This is a messenger RNA of Nicotiana attenuata, 2073 nucleotides long. RefSeq lists its product as uncharacterized. The transcript is spliced from 2 exons. NCBI's taxonomy places the organism in Eukaryota, Viridiplantae, Streptophyta, Magnoliopsida, Solanales, Solanaceae. Gene Ontology annotation, biological process: DNA transposition. The record is from RefSeq and is a predicted model, not a curated record. The coding region runs from base 1 to 2073 and encodes 690 amino acids. Gene Ontology annotation, molecular function: DNA binding; zinc ion binding; transposase activity.
AUGGUUCUAGUUGAGUUAGUUUUUCAUCAUGGUGGGGAAUGGAGUAGUAAGCCACACCCGCUGUAUAAAGAGAAGUAUGUGCACAUCAAUAAAGGUUUUGACUCUGACUUGCUCUCUUAUGCUGAUUUAGUUGAUGAAUUUGAUACAAAGUUUGGGUAUAUAGGGGUGCAGCAAUUAAUAGUAAGGGGUCUUGGUGGUGGAUAUUAUGAAAUAGAUGGGGAUGUUGGGAUUAGGACUCUAUUGGACCUUGUUAAUGAACAUUGUAAUAUGAUUAAUUUGUUUGUUGUAGAAGACUGUGAACCUGCACUUGAUGUACCUAAUAUAGUCACUCACAUUGAGUCACACACAGUAGAAGUUGAAGCUGCUACUGAUUGUAGUGAUAAUGAAAGUGAGAAAAAUGAUUCUGCUACUGAUUCUGAUUCUCCUGAAUUAAGUUCUGAUGAUUUGGAGCAACUUUUUUUACAAAAGAGGAGGGUAACAAAUGAUAAGUUAACUGACUAUAAAGAGUUAGAUAGGUCAAUGACAUUUAAAGAUAUACCUGAAGCUAGAAAAAUGAUCAACAUGUAUUCUCUUGCAAAUGGGUAUGACUUGCAGCAAGUUAAAAGUGACCCUACUAGGCUUAGGUACAUCUGUGUUGGUGACUGCCCCUUUGUUUGCCAUAUAUCUAAGGAUUCUUCACGGGGUGGGGUUAAAUUCAAGAAUUUAGAGCCUGAGCACACAUGUGAACCUGCAUUUGAAAAUCAAAGAGUUGAUGCAAAUACAAUAGCUGAUUACUUUAAAAUAGGCUUGCAAGAUAACCCCAAAAUAAAGGUUAAAGAGAUGAGGGCAAGCUUGAAAGCUGCAUUUAAUGUAAAUGUUAGUGAAUCUAAGUGCAAAAGGGCAAAGAGAAUGAUUUUGGAGAAACUUGAAGGUAGUUUUACAGAUGAAUAUAAUAAGCUUGUUGCCUAUGCCAAUGAAUUGAAACUUACCAAUCCUGGGAGUGAUGUCAUAAUUAACUUAUCAAAAGACGCUCUUGAAGAAGGGAAAAUGAGGUUUUUAAGGAUGUAUAUUUGUUUUCAAACAAUGAAGUCUGGGUUUAAGAGUGGUUUGAGGCCUUUCAUUGGAUUGGAUGGAAUAAUUUUGAAAGGGAAGGCUAAAGGUCAGCUGUUGGUGGCUGUUGGUCAAGAUUCUGCCAAUCAUUUCUAUCCAUUGGCUUGGGCUAUUGUUGAAAAAGAAACAAAACUUACUUGGAAGUGGUUCUUAGGUCACCUACAGACUUCACUAGACCUGAAAAUGGGUGAAGGGAUCACAUUUAUAUCAGAUAUGCAGAAGGGGUUGAUUGACUCAAUCCAAACUGUUCUUCCAGAGUCACACUUUAGAUUUUGUGUAAGGCAUAUAGAAGCAAAUUGGUGCAAGAGAUGGGGUUCUGGUGAAUUUAAAAAAUUGCUUUGGUGGGCUGCAUGGAGUACUUAUGAAGAGGACUUCAAAGAUCAGAUAAAGAAUAUGGGUGAAGUAGAUGAUGAUGGAAAGGAAGCUGUGGAGGAUUUGUUGAAGUAUCCACCAAAAUUUUGGAGUAGGGCAUUCCUUGAUACUGUUUGCAAGAACCAAGUUGUAGACAACAACUUGAAUGAGUCAUUAAAUGCUUGGAUCUUGCAAGCAAGGCACAAACAAAUCAUUAAGAUACUUGAGGAUAUUAGAAUCAAGGUGAUGAAUAUGAUUACUGAACAUGAAGCUGAGGUGAUGUCAUGGGGAAAUGAAUACAGUCUUAAAACCAUGGAGUUGUACAACCAAUUCAUGAGGAUUGCAUUGAAGUGUCAUGUUAAUAGCAGUGCAGACCAUGGAUAUGAGGUGACUGAAAAUAGUGACAGGCACAUUGUGAAUUUGAGAUUAAAGAAAUGUAGCUGCAGGGCAUGGGAUCUUUGUGGCAUUCCAUGUCCUCAUGCAAUAUGUGCAUUAUUGCACAAGAAGGUGGACCCUCUAAGUCAGAUUCAUUGGUACCUUACUAAAGAGACUUAUCUCCAAAUUUACUCACAUAAGUUACAACCAGUAAGAGGAGAAAAGUUCUGGAAAAUUUGGCAUAAAAACCCUUUGUGA